AUGGAUUUUGUGGAUAGAACAUUGAUUCUUCGUGAUGCAUCAUCAAAUUUUCAGAAAGUCUAUCUUCAAACGCAUAAUCACAUGAAUGCAUCUAGGGUUCAUUCAUGGAUCUCUUAUAUAACAACGCGUAAUGUCCAAGAACUCAGUCUUUGCUUGCGUCCAGAGAAACCUUUUUUCUAUUCCUUCAUCCCUUUCAAAUGUGAAUCACUGGCUAAACUGCAGUUAAGUGCAUUCUGUGCUAUUCAUAUUCCUAAAAGUUUCUCUUUUCCGAAACUCAAGAGCCUUGAACUUCGUUGUAUCCAAUUUAGUGAUGAUUGCUGGAAUGGGAAACACUUUUCAAAUUGCCCUGUCCUUGAAAAAUUGAUUUUGGGAAACUGGACUUGGUUCGGUGUGAGGAAAUUCUGCAUUUUAACUCCAGGUCUAAAAGUCUUGGAAAUUGAAAAUGAUAGUUUCGAAGAAGAUGGUUUACGUGAUUGUGAUCUCAAAAUUUAUGCACCGAAUCUAGUAUCUCUUUCCUACAUGGAUGCUGUGGCUAAGGAUUAUGACAUGUCCAGCUUUGUAAAAUUAGAUGACGCAGAAAUCUACUUCAAUAAAUAUGAUGGGGAUGAAAGGAUAGGUCAUGGUGCAGCUGUAAGGAAGUUUCUUCAAGCGCUUUCGCAUGUAAAAAGUCUAAUGGCAGGUGCUUUAGACCUAGAGGCUGCCCUCGUUGUAGACGACUUCAUAAACAUCCUACCUACAUUUCAUAAUCUGAACAUAUUGGACCUGAUUCUAGGACCAGCCACAGAUGAAUUAAUAUUUGCAUUGCUCAAAGCUGCACCUAAUCUGAAGAAGCUUCGAUUCGACUGCACAAGCAUGCAGAACUUUGGAUUUAAAUUUGACAUUUUUGACGAUGAUGAUGACAAUGACGAUAUAGUGUAUGAUGAAACUGAAGACUUUAUGAAUCACGAAGCGUAUAGAGGAAUGGAUAAGUCAGGCUUAUAUGAUGAAAUUGAAGACUUGUUUCGACACCUCCAGUCAGUUUACUUUAGCGCAUUUAGUGGGAAGAAGAGGGAGUUGAGAUGGGCAGAAUUAGUUUUGAAGAAUGCAAUAUCUUUGCAGACGAUGCUUAUUGUAUAUGGUACUCUCUGUUCUAAUGCGGGUAUGCUGAAAAGCAAAGAAGUAGUUAUGUCGGAGCUGCUAAGUUUUACAAGAGCCUCUUGGAGAUGUAAGGGAGAGAAGUUGAGGUUGCACCAAAGAGGUGGGUACAAGGACGGAUUUCGGAACGAGGUAAAAGACGAAGAGAAAGGUGAGGAAAACGAAAUCACAAUCGGUGUUGAGAAGGAGUACACGAUUGGAGGCUCGGGAUCAGGAGGUGAAGAACGAUAUAUUGGUAAAGGACGAAAAACGAAGGACCGUGAUACAAGGGGAACGCAGAUCGAAAGUGAAAGCCGGGACUGUGGAGAAACCUGGUCGGAUUGUGAAAGCCGGGACUACCGCGGAAAAGGAAAUGAACCAAGAAAAGGUGGAGGCAAACGAUAA
Molecule: messenger RNA, 1518 nt
Organism: Papaver somniferum (opium poppy)
Lineage: Eukaryota; Viridiplantae; Streptophyta; Magnoliopsida; Ranunculales; Papaveraceae
Product: putative F-box/FBD/LRR-repeat protein At1g78760
Exons: 6
Coding region: 1-1518 (505 amino acids)
Source: RefSeq, a predicted model, not a curated record